Messenger RNA from Varanus komodoensis (Komodo dragon), 1910 nucleotides. RefSeq names its product fatty acid binding protein 7 (gene FABP7). Gene Ontology annotation, cellular component: nucleus; cytosol. Gene Ontology annotation, biological process: fatty acid transport. Gene Ontology annotation, molecular function: fatty acid binding. NCBI's taxonomy places the organism in Eukaryota, Metazoa, Chordata, Lepidosauria, Squamata, Varanidae. The coding region runs from base 1305 to 1733 and encodes 142 amino acids. The record is from RefSeq and is a predicted model, not a curated record. The transcript is spliced from 4 exons.
GGACCCGAUGACCUUCAUGGCCCCUUCCAACUCUACUAUUCUAUGAUUCUAUACCUCACAGGGUUGUUGUAAGGAUGAAAUGGAGAGUGCGAGCUUGUAAACCACCUUGUAUUACUUGUAAGAGGAAUAAAGGUGGUGUGUAUAUGUAUUGUAAUAAUAAUAUUACAAAGCUUGGCUCCAGCUAUAUCUAUCUGUCCAGAAAGACAGACAGACUGAUUGAUCUAGAUAGAUAUCGGUGCGCAGCAACAACUGUAUCAGCCAGAACUCCCUGGUUUUGUUCAGCCUCAGAAGUUGGCUUAAGGAACCACAGUUGCAAAAUAUGAUGGACUGGGCAAUUGUGCCAGAAAUGACCACCCCUGUUACACAUCAGGAGCAUCACAAAAACCCAUUACACAGUACCCAAACUGGUGAGAUCUACCCCAUCAUUCUCUGUUCAGUGAACUUUGAACCUUGAACAGAAUGUCUACACUGGCUAAGUAGUGACGGCACAUGGUUGGCAUGUUGUGUGUGGAGCUGGCUGAAGCUGGGGGUCAGACUAGAUUGCCCAGGAGGAUCCUCCUUACUCACUCUGUUUCUAUGCUUGUUAUGAUGGGUCAGAAUGUUCCUGCUUGUCACGCCAGGCCACUGGUCCUCAGCCCUGCCAUACUCUGUCAGCCAUCACCUGAUACCAGGAUUGCAUCGCAUCACGCAGCUCCCACUCACCGCCUGCCUUUGCUGCCCAGCCGUGCCCUACAGAGGUGCUUCCUCUUUCAGCACACAGGCGAUGCAUUCAGUCGCUGGCAUUCACCACCACAGCUCUGACAAUCCAUACCAAAAAACUGCUAAGAGUGUCUUCUCUUUCAUUGUUGCUGUUUUAAAUAGGUGUGUGUUUGUAAGACACAAAAAGAUUAAGGUCUUUGGCUGUCCUUAUGGUCUUUGGCUGUCCUAGAUAAUACUUAUCAUUCAGCUGCAAAGGUCCCAUUUCGUUCAAAGUACUUAGAAUGAAUCCCAUGUAAUUUAAUCUGAUGAUGUGGAAAUGAGUGACUGUUUUUAUGUAUUUUCUAGGGCAAACUGUUAUGAACUGGAGCAUAUAAAUAUGGAGUCUUAAUACUGUUGGAUAUAGUCUUGCAUCAUUAUUUCCUGGUUUCCAUCAUUCCAUAAUGUCUUACUGAUCCAAGAAAUAGUGAAGAGCUGCAGAGAACAGCUGGAUUUUAUAUUUUCACGAGUGAGAGAUCACUCCUACUUUGCUCCGUCAUCACUACAACCCUUGGACAGUCCUUGGUGCAACCAGAAACACGCUCAGGCCACGCAAGGACCUCAUCUGAAUGGCUUGCAGCCUUCUCCCCACUUCCAUCAUCAGUCUGCAUGUAGCGAGCCUCCAUGGAUGCCACCCACUUUUUGGUUUACUGUUGCAGCACCUUGAUAAAAGAGUCGGCUUUGCUACCCGCCAAGUGGGAAAUGUAACCAAACCAACAGUGAUCAUCAGCCAAGAGGGAGAAAUAUAUGUCAUCAGGACCCAGAGCACCUUCAAAAACACAGAAAUCAAAUUCAAGCUGGGAGAGGAAUUUGAUGAAACUACUGCAGAUGAUAGGAACUGCAGGUCAGUGGUGACCAUGGAUGGAGAUAAAUUAGUUCAUGUACAGAAAUGGGAUGGCAAGGAAACAAGCUUUGUUAGAGAAAUUAAAGAUGGUAAAAUGGUCAUGACUCUCACCUUUGGUGAUAUUGUUGCUGUUCGCCAGUAUGAAAAAGCAUAAAAUUUGUCGGUGUCCUGUCUGAAUUUUUAAUACUACUGAAUGAAAUGAAGAACAGUCCUAAGUUGACCAUCUCUGAAAUGAACUUUGCUGACAAAGAAGGAAUCCAAGUGCUAGUUUGUUUUUUAACUGUAUACCAUCAAGUUGGCACACACUUGCUUUGUAAAUUGCCACAAGUAA